Punica granatum (pomegranate) is the source of this 1273-nucleotide messenger RNA. Lineage: Eukaryota; Viridiplantae; Streptophyta; Magnoliopsida; Myrtales; Lythraceae. The record is from RefSeq and is a predicted model, not a curated record.
GAGUUAAGAGCGGGUGAACUGUGAACUCUGUUUUCAUCCAAAUAAAUUCCCAACCAAUUCACGAAAUUCAUUUCCUCCGGUUUUCUAGUUUCUCCGGCGAAAUCAGGGACAGUAUCCCGCCCGUUUCUCCGUCGACGGCAGGAACAUGGCGUCGUUUUCGUCUCUUGCCGCCAUUGCUAGACCUCCGUCUUCUAUCGGCAGAGCUUCGUUUCCUGCUCGUCUCAACUCUCUUCCUUGCAACCGCUUCUGCAGGUUGAGGGUAAAAUGCAGCUAUGCUGAUGCUGGUGUGAAGGAUGAUUCCAAUUCUGCAACAAUAGAUGUUGUAGCGGAUGUCAAGACCGAGAGGGUUGUUGUCUUGGGAGGCAGUGGUUUUGUUGGUUCUGCAAUUUGCAAGGCUGCAGUGUCCAAAGGCAUUGAGGUUAUAAGCCUAAGCAGGUCUGGGCGCCCUACUUCUCCAGGCUCUUGGGCAGACCAAGUUACAUGGAUGCCAGGAGACGUUUUCUAUGCAAACUGGGAUGAAGUCCUGGUGGGGGCAACUGCUGUUGUUUCCACUCUUGGAGGAUUUGGUAACGAGGAACAGAUGAAAAGAAUCAAUGGAGAGGCUAAUGUUGUAGCGGUAAAUGCUGCCAAAGAUUAUGGUGUUCCCAAGUUCAUUCUAAUUUCGGUUCAUGAUUACAAUCUACCAUCAUUUCUCCUCGACUCAGGAUACUUCACAGGAAAGAGGAAAGCUGAAUCAGAGGUUCUCUCAAAGUACCCAAAUUCUGGUGUCGUUUUGAGACCUGGCUUCAUCUACGGGAAGAGGAGGGUAGAUGGUCUUGAGAUUCCUCUUGAUCUCAUCGGGAAACCAAUCGAGAGAAUACUCAGUGCUACAGAGAACUUCACCAAGCCUUUGAGUUCCCUUCCAGGAUCAGAUCUAUUCUUGGCCCCACCGGUCAGCGUCGAUGAUGUUGCACUUGCAGUGAUAAAUGCAGUAACUGACGAUGACUUCUUUGGAAUUUUCACGAUAGAACAAAUCAAGGAAGCUGCAGCGAAAGUAAGAGUAUGACAUUCAACUUUUCCAGUUUCAGAAACAGCAACAGCUACAGCACAAACAGGUUAAUGAAAGUAUAAAAACAUAUUGCAUGGUUAUGCGUAUCAAGGGACUUCGGAGCACUCUAAUUUUCUUGUUUCCAAAUGAGUUCCUCGGUUCAUAACAGCAUUUAUAUGCACACAUACAUAUUGCCCGUGCGUGUUAUAUUCUUCUCACAUAUGAGCAUAUGUUUUCUUUAAGCGA